Eublepharis macularius is the source of this 3313-nucleotide messenger RNA. RefSeq names its product SECIS binding protein 2 (gene SECISBP2). Gene Ontology annotation, biological process: selenocysteine incorporation. Bases 30 to 2765 code for a protein of 911 amino acids. The transcript is spliced from 18 exons. Gene Ontology annotation, cellular component: ribonucleoprotein complex. The record is from RefSeq and is a predicted model, not a curated record. Lineage: Eukaryota; Metazoa; Chordata; Lepidosauria; Squamata; Eublepharidae. Gene Ontology annotation, molecular function: ribonucleoprotein complex binding; mRNA 3'-UTR binding; selenocysteine insertion sequence binding.
GGGGGGAAUAGACCGAGAGUCGUCGGCGGAUGUUGGGGUUUUCUCGGACCUCGUUCCCCCCUCAUCCCGCUAUGACUUCAGAGCGGGAAGCGAGCACCGAGGGCACCAAGUUAUCAGCAGAGGUCAAACCGUUUGUUCCAAAAUAUGCGGCGGUAACAGUGGCAUGGUCAGAACCCUCAGAAGCAUGUGUCUUUCCUAGAUAUUAUACAACAUGCUACCCAUAUGUUCAGGAGCCUCCAGUGGAUAAACAACAGGAAUGUCUUCAAGAUGUGCCUUGGAAUUCCACCACCUCUCUUUCCUCAUAUGCAUCUCAGAGUCUUAUGGGAUGCGAUUCGCUUGGGGAAUACUCCAGUUCUUGUUCAGUUGAUGCUGCACCAAAUAUAUCCACAGUUCCCAACUUUCGAUGUGAUAAGAACUCUAAGCUCUACAGCUCUUCUCGACAGGAGAGACAGUAUGUCCAACAGACGUCUCUCAUCAGAAAAGAGGCUGAAAACAUUCCCAGGAAGCAACCAAAAGAUGAGGAACCCAAACUGCGAUGUAAAAGGACCGAAGGUGGUGACGCUUCUUGCACAGCAACAGGGAGUUCAUUUCAGACUGCUCUGCGUGGCAGAAGUCCUGUUAAAUCAGAUAGGCAUACUAAAGCUGUGAACAGUAAAUACAAGCACAUUCCAAAUACAGAGUCAUUUCCGGCACCCAACUUUGAAAUUACUCUCUCAGAUUUCCCAAAGUUGCAAAGCCUGGGGAGUAACAACCUGCUUGACCUUCAGAAUUGUACCUGGGGGCCAUUGGGCUCAGCUGAAGGUGAUACGCUGCCUUUGAAACUCACAAGAAAACCAAAGAAUUCUGCUUUCAUAACCAAAGAGGGAGAAGUAUCUGUGAGAAGGCUGUCCCCAGGAAGAAAUUUAAGUACUGAUACUGAAAUUCCUCAGGUAUCUUCAGGUUCCUUCGCUAAGAGCCAAGUGUCUUGGGCCACUAUUCUUUCACAAACGCCAAAGAAAAUUAUUCCUUCGCCUUCCUCUGUUCUUGCCAGCAGCCAUUCUGGUAGUGAAAGAAAAGUUGAUAUUCCUCAAGAUCGUAAGUCAAAAGAGAAUGCUAGUGAUAGUGAAGUUGAAGAGAUGUCAGAAAAGAAGAAGAAAAAAAAGAAGAAGAAGAAGAAGAAGGCCAAGUCAAACAGUGAUGUGGAGAAACUUCUUAAUGAAAACAUUGUAGUUCAAGAACCUCCACGAAUUGAGGAUGAUGAAGAAUUUCCUGACUUAGCUGUUGCUACUGAUAAAAAAUACAAGCCAGGGACUCAGAAGUUCUGCUGUUCAACCCCUGCUACGAGGGUUCAGGCUGAAGUAAUUCUAACAAGAGAAUCUGGGUGUGAUUCUUAUGGCUCUCCUCAUAAUGCAUUAGUAACUCCCAAGCCAGAUAUACUACCUGGAAGAAAAACUGGCAGACAAGUUUCAUCUAGUAUAAUAGAAAAAAGGAAAACACAGGAGUCCUCUAAGAGUAGUGGGAAGAAAAGCCAGCUUCCCGUUCAGCUGGAUUUGGCAGGGAUGCUGGCUGCUUUGGAACAGAAACAGCAUGCAGAGAAAUUGAAACAGUCUCCUAAGCCUGUGGUGCUUUCAGUUGGUGGUGCAGUAACAUUGCCUUCAAAGGAAUCUACGCCAGUAACAAAAAGUCAUCCAUUAAGCCAACAAAAGUCUCCACAUAACCCACUGGAUUCCAGUGCUCCUUUGGUCAAGAAGGGAAAGCAGAGAGAGGUCCCCAAGGCAAAAAAGCCAACAUCACUCAAAAAGAUUAUUUUGAAAGAGAGAGAGCAGCGGAAACAGCAACACCUGUUAGAACAGACGGAGAUUCCAAAGGAUAAUGAAACUGAUCAGGAGGGUACGGAAUCUACUUGUGAGGAUCAGCCAUUUUCUCAAGACACCAAAGCAGAAAUUGCAGAAGAACCGCCUAUGGAUGCUGUAGUUCUGACUCAAAGUAAUUCAGAAGUAUCCCUGCACUGCAUAGAACUCAGUGGCUCCUCAGACAACUCCCUUAUUCCUACACAGCUAAAUCCCACCCUUCCCAAGAUUCACAGCAGAAGAUUUAGAGAUUACUGUACGCAAGUCCUUAGUAAGGAGGUUGACAGCUGCGUAACUGAUCUUUUGAAAGAGCUGGUUCGCUUCCAAGAUCGCCUGUAUCAGAAAGAUCCAGUCAAAGCCAAGACGAAACGCAGGCUUGUUAUGGGGCUGAGAGAAGUGUUGAAACACCUGAAGUUGAAAAAGUUGAAAUGUGUUAUCAUUUCCCCAAACUGUGAAAAAAUUCAGUCAAAAGGUGGGUUGGAUGAGACGCUACAUCUCAUCAUUGACACCGCUUGUGAACAAAAUAUUCCUUUUGUCUUUGCUCUCAAUCGCAAAGCUCUAGGGCGCUGUUUGAAUAAAGCAGUGCCUGUCAGUGUUGUGGGAAUAUUUAGUUAUGAUGGUGCUCAGGACUGUUUUCACAAAAUGGUGGAAUUGACAAUGGAAGCAAGGUUGGCCUAUAGAGAAAUGAUUGCAGCUUUACAAAGAGAGUCUGCUGAUGAAGAAAAUGAAAGUGACUGUGCCCACUCUAAAACCCAUUAUAGAGAAAGCAACGUACAAGAUACUGGUAAAGCAGCCUCUCCAGACUCUGAUGAAGAUGUUCCUAAUUAUAUUAAAAUCUGGAAGAGAAAGCUUGAGGAGGAGUAUAAUCCUUAUGCGCUGGAGCUGGAAAAUCGGGCAACUGCUGAAAUGCUGACCUUGGAUUUUGAAGAGCCUUAGUAAAUCAAGACUGCCAUCUUUGGCCUUGGUGGUUUCUGUGUUUGUGUGUAUAGAUAUGUAAAUACUAAAUUAUCUAAAAUUGAUUGUCCAGGUGAUAGGGUGUGUAAUCAAGAAGUUGUUUAAAGUAAUGUCUUACUUUUUCACAAAAUAAUAACGCUGGAACAUGCAACUCUGGACUGUACCCAACAGCUUUCUGUCUCUUUAACUAAAUGCUGGAACUUUUUCAGCUGCGGUCUGUCAAGGCGUUUACUUUGGGGAGUCAGCAUCCAGUUUGCUUGAAGUGCCAGGAAGUUUGGUGACUUAACAGAUGCCAGACAUCUUAGGGCCUGCAACAUGCUUUCUGGGGUUGAAAAAUUCAUCAAGAGCCUACCCUCCCACCCCCACUACAUCUCUCUUAUAAAGAGUCUACAUAUACCAGAUGAUUUCACUGUUUCAUAGACCAAUGCUUGUGAAUUUGGAGUUUGCACAAUGGUUUCAUUCUCAUUCCAGUGGCUGUUUUUCUUUGGAUGUGAUUUAACCAUGUAAAUAAAUAUUGGUCUGAAAUAUGG